CUUCAUCAGGAGAGCAGACUAAUUUAGGUGGGGAGCAGCUUGCAAAAAGCUGAAUGAACUCUGGGUCAGGCAGCAUCUAUGGAGGGAAGUGGGUUGUCAGUGUUCUGGGUGGGCACCUUUCAUCAGGAUUUUGUCUGUUCGGUCCAGAUGAAGGGUCUUGACCUGAAACAGUGACUGUCCUGUUCCCUGCACGGAUGCAGCUUGACUCCCCUAGUUCCUGCAGAUUCCUGUUCCUGUUGCUCCAGAUUCCAGCAUACAGUCGCUUGAGUCUGAAGUGGGGUUUCAGCAGGUUUGAGGUGGCACUGUUCUUGAAGAAUGUACAGGCAAAAUAGCAGAUUCAUGCCCAUGCCAGUAUGUAAAUAACCAUUCAUAAAUGGAAAAAUUCUAAUUUCUGUUGUAAAGUGUACUUAAACUACAUUUAUUGUGUUGCCAUUAAUUUAAGGUAAUUGCAAAUUGAGACAGCUUUGUAUGUAGCAAACUGACUGUGAGCGUUGUCUCUAAUUCCCCCUUACGAGAAGUUAAUUUCUAGAGCCCCUGUUAACGGCGGGUGAUAUGUUUUAAUGAUAUCAAAUGCUUUGCUUAAACCAUCUUGGGCAUUUUGAAUUUGACCCCAUUCCUGUGGGUGCGGCAUCCUGAGCUGAACAUGGAAUGUGAUGGCAGCUCCCUGUUGAUCUCCCAAUCUGAAGUUUGAUUCCAUUAAAGGCAAUAGAAGCAAGCUUCUGAAAUAGUCUUGACAAGCAGGUGCAACUGAGCAGCCCUACAAAGUCCAGACUAGGUGAGGAUGAUGGAAGAUUUCCUUCCCUAAUGAGCACCAGUGAACUUGUAUCUUUAAACAAGGAUCUGGUACUUGUGUAGGCUCCAUUACUUCUACGGGCUUUCCAUUGAUGUGUUCAGCUGAAUUUAAAUUCUCCUGCUGCUCUGAUGGCAAUUGAACUCAUCUCUGUAAUCACUGGGUCUACAGAAUUCAACAUGGGGCUUCUCUUGCGAGUGUAAAUGCUCUUGUGAUCCACAGGAAUACUUGUGUUAACUUUAAAAUCAAAUUUCCACAUGACUGCAAACUUCUGUGAAAAUGGCUGCAAUUCUCUGUAAAAUUUCCCAACACAUUGAGAUUUAUUUGUGCAGUUCUUAAAGUGAUAUUGAGUGAAACCUCACUAGAACUGUGAAGGAACAGGAAAUGAAUUAUUGGCAGCUGUGACAGCAUGCCAUGCAUAACGCAUCAACAGUGAGCAUUAUUGAUGGAGAGAGGUGAGCCAGUUGCAUUGACUGCUAGAAAGAUAGUAGAACCAAUUCCAAAGAGAUUUAUUUUACUGAGCUUGUGUUUUUUAUUUCCUUCCUGUAGUGUUAAUUAGAUUGAAAGAAUCAACUUAAAACUUGCUUGGAAGGAGAAGUUGAUCUUUGGUUGCUGGUACUAGUUGCGUCAGGGGUCUAUGUUGGUCAGGUGGCCUGGUAUUAAAUUUCAUGGACUUCAUUAAAACCAAAUGUGUAAAGUAGAUGUUCUCUUGCAUCUAGAUAGUAGACCAGGCACUAAAAAGCCAAGCUGUUUAUUUUCUUCCCCCUUGUUUUAUGAGUCUAAUCAAGGUGUGCAUCAUUGCGUAAGUUUAGUUUUAUGUAUUCUAGUUCGAGCUGGCUGUUAACAUUUUGGUGAAUGCAAUAACCCACAGGAUUGCAGCUCCUGUUUAGAAAAGGCUUGGUGGAAGUGUGUGAAUAUUCAUCUGCACAGCCUGCUUCACUCUGUGCUGCCCAAAGGAGAGAAACAACUGAGCCUAGGUCUGGGUUCUUCUGUGCAUGAAGCAGGAGAAAAUAAAUGCCUUGGGCUGCUGGAGCUGAUGGCCUUUAUCUGACACUGAGAUGGAAAUGCUCAGCACAUCCACCAGUAUCCAUGGUAAGGAACAGAACCUUAAUCAGGAUGAGUAUUUGUGAAAUGUAGUGCAGGCUAAAGGGUUCGUAGAAAAGGUCUGCCGUUGAUUAUUGGGUUGCAUUUGCCAAGCUCUGAGAGGUUUAUAUGAAGGCAGAUGUGGGUGGUUAUGGGUAAGGAAGAGAUGUAAAGCUUAAUAGAUGAAGCAGAAAUGGCAGUUGCAAAAGUAGUGAGAGAAGCUUUCCAAUGGUCAAACGGUCAAGAACUAGGAGACAUAGUUGUCCACUUUUGCUGCUUUUGCCAAGGGAAAUUUUUAUGCUGUGAGUAGGGUAGGAUUUGGAAAGCACUGCUGGAGUUGAUGUGGAGGUAGUUCAACUGAAGUGCAAGGGAGAACUGAAAUAAUUUACAAAGUAAUGGACUGUGGGCAAGGUACGAGCAGAAUCAGUUUUGCAUGGAGUCAGUACAAACUCUCCAGAUGAAAUGACCCACUUUGGUGCUGUAACCCUUCUGUAAUGGGGAUUUGUAAGAGGUCCCUGUGAUUGUCAUGUUGAACUAGGAAGCGUGAAAGGUGCCUAACUUAGUGUAUAGUGUCUUAAUGUAAUGGCCAUUUCACAACAAUGUGGUAAAGACCACGGCCUAGAAAUUUGGGACGAGUAUAAAGGACAUGGUUUGAACUUGUCCACUUGUACGUCUUUUGUCAAUGUGAAAGGCUCUUUAAUAUAGUUUGGAGUCACAAUGAAUCUGAGUUUUGAAAUUAAGUGCCUGUUGGGGGUGCAGCUAGUUCAGUCCUGGAAAGAUUGUGAAUAAUGUCAUUUGGGGAACCAAAAUGAGGGUUCCCCACUCACCUGCAGGGCUGUAAGAGUUUGCUCCGUGUAGCUUCUGUUUACCCCACAGGCUGUUCCAAUUAACAAGAAUUUUUGAUAGUUUUUCAUUUUCUUGAACCACAAAUUAGUAUAAUUGUUCAGCAAAUAAGUCAGCUGUUGUUAGAGAACAGGGUUCCAGGAAUAUUUCCUUAUUACAGUUGCCAGCAAGAUGCUCGUUGUGAAUGUAACCAGUCUCCCUCUGUUUGAAUAUUGUGUGUAGCCAUGUACCAGUACCGGAAAGGUAGGAAAUUCUGGCGAGAAGCCUCUAACACUGGGAUCCUAUGCAAGAGAGUUCCUUGCAGUUAUCUUUGUCAGUGCCAUUGAGUGGCACAAAAUGCUAUAGUGCUGCUCUGUCCAAACUGGUAUUGUUAUAUAAUAGUGGCAUCGGUUAUUUAUUGUUAGACUUGUUUUAUACCUAUACACAGAUUUAAGAACCACAUUUAGAAUUUGUAGUAGUUAUUAAGCUGGAUUGUAAAUUAACUUUCUAUUUAUUCUGUAGUGGAGAUUCUUUUAAUAAAAACAUUCACUCUGCAAUUUAUUGCCUUGUAAGUAGUGGCUUUAUUGCAAUGAUGGGAGUGCUUUAAUAUGUAUUUCACUAAAAGCUUUGGAGAUGGUUUUCCCUAACCUCAUUGUAUCUGCCUAUUGUAGAACUGUAGCCUGCUGCAUUAAUAGAUUAUUGAUCCUGCUUGUAGCAGGUGUAAUUACAUUUUGUUGGUCAUGCUAAAACCAUAAAACUGCUUGUGAUGUGUAAUCAUUUCAUAUUUCAACCCUUGGCUGCCUGCUUUAUCAACAACCUGCCAAUUUAUUACAGCCCCUCCUCUAAGCUUGGAUCCGAGUACAGGACUUGCCCACGUUGCACUCCCAAGACAGGACAGGCAUUUCCCUGAAGGCCUGAAAUUCAGAAAUUGCUCUACAACAGGGCAGCUGCAAAUGAUGUUGCAAGUACCACCACAAGCUGUCACUUGCAACAGUUUGCCAGAGCCUCGGCCAACAGGAUGUUGUUCACAUAGGCGGACGGCACUUUGGGGUUCAGAGAUGGAUAAGCCACGGGACGUGGUGGACGAGGAGCCUGGGAGUGGGGAGCUGAAUGAGGCAGUGGAGGCUGACCUUCAGCACCUGGAAGAGGAGGCAGAGGAAGGGGCCAGGCCGUACCGCUGUGUCGCUGGCAAGCGGGGAGCCCUCGCGGGUGAUGAGGAGGCUCCACUGGCCAGGUCGGCCAGCACCGAGAGCGGCUUCCAUAACCACACAGACAGGGCGGAGGGAGAUGUGCUCUGCGCCCAGGCCGAGCCCUUCGGCUCCCGGGAGAGACUGGCCGAGAGUGAGGAGGACGAGAGGUCCUAUGCCGUCCACUGCCGACCAGAAGCGGAGGAGUAUACGGAGCAAGCUGAGUCAGAGCAUGCAGAGGCGGCUGCCUCCCGCACCCUCCCAGGUGCUCUGCGAUUUGGCGUGGUAGACCCCGAGGGCCUAGUGAGCUCAGCCUACGCAGGCUACGUCUACACCCACCAGGCCUUCCACCAUAGCGACGAGGAGCAGUACGCCGAGCCUUACGAUGACUACUCGGCCCAGGAGCACGUUUACGAGGAGAUCGCAGAGGCUCCCGAGCCGGAUGGACGAGGGAACCUGCAGCUGUACCAGCAGGAGAGGGAGGAGGCCGAGAACUACCGCAAGGAAGCCCUGGGUGCCAGACUGCACCAUUACGAUGAGCGCUCGGACAACGAGUCAGACAGCCCGGAGAAGGAAGCCGAGUUUGCGCCCUACCCACGCAUGGACAGCUACGAGCAGGAAGAAGACAUCGACCAGAUUGUCGCUGAGGUGAAGGAAAGCAUGAGUUCCCAAAGCCUGGGCCAGGUCUCCGAGGACAUGCCUGAGGCCGAACAGAACUCAGAGAACGGUGACCCCACCUUGGCUCUGAACUCGCACUCUGCAUCUUCCACAGGUCUAGGUGAAGUAGUGAGGCACACCAGAGAACAAAGGGAUGCCAUAUCGUUAGCAAUUAAGGACAUUAAGGAAGCAAUCGAAGAGGUGAAGACUCGAACCAUUCGAUCGCCGUACACUCCAGACGAGCCUGCAGAACCGAUCUGGGUGAUGCGCCAAGAUGUUAGUCCAACGGCAGAUUGUGAGAUCCAGAUGGUAAUGGAUGGAGAUCAGUCAUCCUCACCAGGGUCGUCAUCUCCCCGAGGUGCAGAGUCAUCCAUGACACAGCAUCGAACAGACAUUCAUGACGCAGCAGAGACAGCAACGAAUCGAGAGUCAAGAAAAGCUUUGGCCUCCUUUCCCACUUAUGUUGAAGUCCCUGGACCCUGUGACCCAGAGGAUCUAAUCGAUGGCAUCAUCUUUGCGGCCAACUACCUGGGCUCCACCCAGUUGCUGUCUGACAAAACCCCGUCCAAAAAUGUACGGAUGAUGCAGGCGCAGGAAGCAGUCAGCAGAAUCAAGAUGGCCCAGAAAAUGGCCAAAAACCGGAAGAAGGCCCCUGAGGGAGAGCCCCAGCCUAUGACGGAAGUGGACCUCUUCAUUUCAACCCAGAGGAUUAAAGUGCUCAAUGCUGACUCACAGGAAACUAUGAUGGACCAUCCCUUGAGGACCAUUUCGUACAUUGCGGAUAUCGGAAACAUCGUGGUGCUGAUGGCGCGUCGCCGCAUGCCCCGAUCUAAUUCCCAGGACAGCGUGGAAGCGUCUCACCCUUCGCAGGACGGGAAGAGGCAGUACAAGAUGAUCUGCCAUGUCUUUGAGUCUGAAGACGCUCAGUUGAUAGCCCAGUCCAUUGGCCAAGCAUUCAGUGUCGCCUACCAGGAGUUCUUGAGGGCAAAUGGGAUUAAUCCAGAGGACCUGAGCCAGAAGGAAUAUAGUGACCUCCUCAACACUCAGGACAUGUACAAUGAUGAUUUGAUUCACUUCUCCAAAUCAGAAAACUGCAAAGAAGUUCACGUUGAGAAGCAGAAAGGUGAAAUACUGGGUUUGGUGAUCGUUGAAUCAGGCUGGGGCUCCAUACUUCCAACAGUGAUCAUCGCAAACAUAAUGCAUGCAGGGCCUGCAGAGAAAUCUGGAAAACUGAACAUUGGAGACCAGAUUAUGUCCAUCAAUGGCACCAGUCUGGUGGGACUUCCAUUAUCCACCUGUCAGAGCAUCAUAAAGGGUUUAAAGAACCAGUCUCGAGUCAAGCUGAACAUUGUGCGGUGCCCUCCUGUCACCACGGUGUUGAUUCGGAGGCCAGAUCUGCGCUAUCAACUGGGCUUCAGUGUACAGAAUGGCAUUAUCUGCAGCCUUAUGCGCGGAGGGAUUGCAGAGCGUGGAGGAGUGAGAGUUGGCCAUCGCAUUAUAGAAAUCAAUGGGCAAAGUGUUGUUGCUACACCUCACGAGAAGAUAGUCCACGUUUUGUCCAAUGCAGUUGGUGAAAUUCACAUGAAGACCAUGCCUGCAGCCAUGUAUAGACUGCUGACGGCUCAAGAACAGCCUGUUUACAUCUGAACGGACGACAAACCCUGCCCCGGUGUGCAAAGUGGAAGUGUCUGUGUGGUUUGAUUGUGUUCACCAUUGCUGCAUUUCUGCAGCUGCAGAAACUAUAAUUUUUUUUUUAAACAUUUUUUGUUUGACAAAAAAAAAUCUGUAAAAAAAGAAUCAAAUCUUUGCCUUUCAGACAUGCAACUUUGUGCGGUUUAUAUAGAAAUAAAUGUAAAUAUAUUCUCGCAGAUUAAUUCUCACCAAGUUAACACAGAAUUAGUAACUGGGCACUUAUAUAGCUUGAUGUUAUUUAAGAGAGGGUUCUUAUGCAGAACUAGAUCAAUGCAGGUGAGUGAUUAUGACAUUGGGAAAUGUAUUUAAAACAUUUAAAUAACUGAUAAGCAUUUACAAAGUAUCUAAAAGUAUGUCUGAUUUGGAAAUUCCUAAAUCUUUCCUAAUUAUAUUUUAAAAUAUUCCUGAAGAAUUCUCUUAAUCUGUUAUUCUUUUACCUCAUUGAGAUGUUCCAACAUGCACUGGAGUGUUUGUAAAGAAUUUAUUUUGACAAUCCUAUCCAAGUCGGAGUUUGAAGCCAUUCUCUGAGUUAAGGGCAGAUCUAAUAUAAUUUCUGUGUCACCAAUUUUCAAUUUUAAAAAGAAGUUAUGGGCUGUGAAUUUCUAAUUCAAGUUGGUAAAAAGCAAAGGUUAAAAGCAUGGAGUGCUUUGCAGUUCCAUUCUUGAAAACAUCUGUCACAUGAAAACUAAUCAUUAACAAACUCUUGGUUGAACUAAUGUUCUGUUUUGGAAAUUAAAUGCAGAGACCUAGCAUUGAGGUAGAAAUGAGUUAAAAACAGUUUCAAUAGGUGAUCUUAAACUACAUUAAGUAAAAUGUUAGCAUCAAAUUUGCUGAGUCCUGCCAAGUUUUAUACUUCUAAACAUGAUCUGAGACCCUAGUCUUCAUUAUAGACAGAAUCUGAUUCAGUGCUGGGAUAUUUAACAUGCACACCUUGUUCCUCUAUAUCUCCUAUCAACAGAGAUACACAAAUACUGAGCCAGUGUAUCAGCUUGAGUUCUAUGUUGUAUAGCUUGAAACCAUUUGAUGUUUCUACACACGUCUCCACUUAAUAGAUUGUUAUGUCAAUAGUAGCCAGUUGUAUGUCACUGUUGGGAAUGAGCAUUUAAUAGGGCAGAACCUUAACCACCAUAAGUAAUAAGGAUGUAAUGUGGAGCAAGUGAUAGCACUAUUCUGCACUGUAGUGACACUAUGCCUCUUCCAGGAGCUUGAUUCAUUGAGGUUAGUAUUUAGGUGAGCAGUGAUCAUUGAAGAUGGUUGUUUCACCUUCUGUCACAGAUGGGUAUGAAACACCUAAUUCCAUUUCUCAGCUCUGCCCUGCUCAUCCAGCCAGUGAGUCUCCACUUAUGAUCAUCGCACCUUAUGGAUUAACUUCCAUAUGAUUAAACUGUUAGAACAGAAUGUCCUUACACAUUCCAGCAACAGGAGAUUCCCAGAAUUUUAUUAGAACAUCAGAGGCAUUCCUGUUUCCAGGCACAAGGCUAAAUUAAUGAUGACCAGAGUAAUUUGAGGGUGAAUAUACUGAAAAUGACAGAGUUUCUCUCUAGUCCAGGUGAAUACUCAAUUCCUAUGUUUACACACAAGAUUAAAGUGUUAACCUGCACAGCUCUGUCACAUCAUUACUUGAAGUUAUUAAAAUGACAUGGCACAACCUAAUGGGUUUCAUUCUGUGACACAUUUGUUAAUAUCUAUAAUCAAUACUUACACAUGCCGAUGUGAACUUAAUGUAAAUAUUUUAUGCAGUACUAGAAUAUACUUUUUUGUCUUUUGGUGCAAUAGAAUAUAAGAUAUCAGGAGAUUAUAACACAGCAACAUAAUGUUCCACUUUGUAAUGUUGUUUGAAGUGUGUCAGCUAUUAAUUAUCAGAUUAAUGCAUUUAUGAAUGUAGUUCAUAAUCCAGUAUUUUUUGAGGAUUAUCUUUUGUGUUUGUAAUACAGCGACAAUGUUUAUUUAUUUAUGUUACUGUUAAGGGUUUAUUUUUCGGGGAAGGGGAAAAGCAAGUGAUGCAUUUAAUGAUUUGUACUCCUUAACAUUUUUUCUCUCAAUUGCAAAGAGGGAAAAUAGUAUUCAAAUAUGUUGAGUCUGCAAAAAAAAUUUAAUGUUUCUGAAAGAAUUUCACCCAUGGUUUCUGCUACUGAACCCAUGCAAGAGUAUCAGCCAGCAACUGUAAACACUUCUGUAUGCAUUGAAGUCAAGAGGACCAAAUUGUUUUCAAGUGAUAUGGUGUUCCUGGUGAGGCCAACAUUUCUAGCCGUUCCGUACAUGCUGCAGUUCUUCUGGUGAAGGAACUCCCCCGGUGUUGUUAGGAAUAGAUUUCUAGAGUUUACAGUCAGGAUUCUGACACAUUGUAGGGGAAUUUUCAGCUGGAGUUAUUCCCAUUUCACCUUCUGCCCUUGGUAGUGAAGGCUGUGUGUUUGCGAGGUGUUGCUAGGAAAGAUUUUGUGAGUAGCUGGAGUGCAUUUUGUUCAUGUUACGCAUUGUGACCAUGGCAUGUCAGUGGCGCAGAGAGUGAAUGUAAAUGAGGGCUUAGUUGUGGUGGUGUGGAGAAGUGUUUGCAUCUGGCGGCCAAUAUUCUCGCACAGAUUUAGCACUGGGAGCCAAAAGCAGAUAUCUCUUUUGUUAAUUCUUCAAAAUGCUGAACUGCAAAGACAAAAAAGAACCCCCCAAAAAAAAUCAAUGUUCACUGUGCACUUUUCAUAUGACAGAUGGUGGGUGGAGUUUACCUCUUAGUGAUCAUUGAUCCGAGGUUGGGGGUCUCCAAAGGGGACCUUUGCCCCCUUCAUCUUGGGUGAGGGGUUUGUCUGUUUGUCUACUUUGGAUGAAACUGCCCAGUUGGACAGAUAGGGCUUGAGCUGGUGGGGUAGGGAGCUGGAUGAUAGCAUAGGGUAUCCUGUCCCUCAGCAGUUCUCACAUGCCUGAAGAAGGCGGCAACCUUCAUGUGAUCUCCCUGCUUUUGCCAGUCAUUCUUUGGUGAAAGCCAGCAUACACUGGCAUGCCUAUCAAAAGCCACCUUUUCCCUGAACUAGACGGGCUGGCUAGCGUUCAGAUCUUCUGAAAGUCUUUCAGUCCUCUAAGGCUAGGUCUGGGGUCUCCCAAGGUUACAGGAACAGGAAGUGGCCUUUUAGUGCCAUGGGACUACAGGUAUAGAGAUUAACUCCAUGUAGCUGCUCAUCUUGGGUAUCUCAGUACCUUUGUUUAGCAGAAAUCUAAUUGGUUUUGGCAUCAAUGGCCAUUGGCAGAAGUGUGCCAGGCUUUUAUCACCUUCUGCUUUUAAAUAGUUUCUUGGCUGCUUUCUUGAAAGGCCUGCUUUACCUGGACCCUCUUCCGCUAGGACAGCACUGUGCAAAAAUCCUACAAAGAAAUCUUCCAGGGGAUGGUGGUGGGAAGAAUUAAUUCCCCUCUCCCUCCCCCUGCCAUACAAAUCUUACUUUGAAUAGUAUUGGCUAUCAAAUUAGAAAGAGGUGAUGAUCACGCUGGGUGGGAUUAAAAGGUGGGUAGGAACCCUUGUGGUGAAACCCUCUAAGAACAGUUCAGACAGUUCCCAAUCUCACAAACUGUUAGGAAGCCAAUUCUGGCAGGCUAUAAGGAGCCUGGAGUGGUUUGAGUAGAACUGUUUGACGGAUGUGCUAAGUGAAACCCUAAAUCAUUAUCCAGGGAAAUCCAAACCAUGUGUUAAGGCAUGUUAUGAAAGUGUAUGCUAUGGGCAUUGCAUCAUUUUAGUGUGUGAUAGUGAAAAAAAUGAUAGAAGUGGGAUUAGAAACUGAUUAAUUGAAAUCCAUUCCCUCCUGGUCCUUUUGUAUUUUGAAAGUGUGUUGUGAGAUAGUGACUCUUCCUAACAAGAAACCACAGUAAAAUGUUAGCAACACCACAGUGAGUAAAGGCACUCUGAUCCAUAAAAACAUCUGGAAAACACUUUGACCAUCUUAAUGUUAAGACUGGAUUAGUAAUUAGCAAGCCCAUUGUGACUGAAUGGUGCCACAGAUAAUUAAUGUUUUCUCCCAGCUACAGGGGCCCAGGUUUCAUCCUAUCCUUAGCUGCUCUCUUUGUGGAGUAACGAUGUUUUCUUAGUGAAUCCAUGGAUUUCCUCCCACAUCCCAAAGAUGUGCAUGUUGGUAGGUUCACUAACUCUGUAAAUUGCCCCUAGAGUAGGUGAGGGACAGAAGACUUGAUGGGACUCGAGGGGCAUGUGAGAGAGAGAGGUUGCAGGGAGGUGUGGGUUAACGGAUCUAAUGAAUGUAAACUGAGAACCAGCAUGGACUCUUCAGACAGAUAGCCUUCUGUGAUUUUUAAAGAAAAAAGUGAGAUUAAUUGGAGAUGUUAAUCGAAAUCCCAGUCUCUUGUUAAUUAAGUGAAAAAAUCUGGCAUUGGUAAUGGCAUACAAUAUACUAGUGGAUUAAUAUAAAGCCUUUGUUGGCCACCCGAUCUUCAGGGCAGAUAGGUGGGGAAA
Messenger RNA from Hypanus sabinus (Atlantic stingray), 10675 nucleotides. RefSeq names its product amyloid-beta A4 precursor protein-binding family A member 1-like. Gene Ontology annotation, molecular function: protein binding; amyloid-beta binding. The record is from RefSeq and is a predicted model, not a curated record. Lineage: Eukaryota; Metazoa; Chordata; Chondrichthyes; Myliobatiformes; Dasyatidae. The coding region runs from base 3649 to 6186 and encodes 845 amino acids. The transcript is spliced from 13 exons. Gene Ontology annotation, cellular component: cytoplasm; dendritic spine; plasma membrane. Gene Ontology annotation, biological process: chemical synaptic transmission.